Messenger RNA from Camponotus floridanus (Florida carpenter ant), 3402 nucleotides. RefSeq names its product facilitated trehalose transporter Tret1. Gene Ontology annotation, cellular component: membrane. The coding region runs from base 899 to 2545 and encodes 548 amino acids. NCBI's taxonomy places the organism in Eukaryota, Metazoa, Arthropoda, Insecta, Hymenoptera, Formicidae. Gene Ontology annotation, molecular function: transmembrane transporter activity. The transcript is spliced from 5 exons. Gene Ontology annotation, biological process: transmembrane transport. The record is from RefSeq and is a predicted model, not a curated record.
AAGAAUCUCAAAGUGAAGAAAUGCAGUCGAAGAUACAUUAAGAUCUCUUCAUCGUUUUCAGUCGCUAACGAGUUCUCAGUUAACGCUGAUCACAAUUGCGGUCUGCACAUCUCACGUUAAUUAAAAGGCUCGCGAAUAUAUUAAUGUAAUUAUCCUAUGAAGAGAAAUAUUCCCUCGCUGGAAGAGAAAGAGAGAGAAAGAAGAAAAUCGAUUAUACUAUACGGACGCCUCGACCUAUUUAUAAAAUAAUCUGGAUUUGUUACGACGAGAAGAAAUCUUUCAAUGGAAUAACGAAUGUUCAACGCGCUUUUUCGGAUAUAAAUUUCCGAGAUUAGGAUAUUUGUGAGACUUAAACACGUGAAUUGAAAAAAACGUGAUAGAUAUUCUUUAGGAUUUCUCGAGGCAAUAUCUCAAACAUCGCAUCCGUAUUUUUUGAAUUUGCAAUUAACAAGACAAUAGAUUAGACACUUGUUAUUGUCAUAUAAAAAUCGAAGAUAGACAAUCUCUGCAAAUAAAUUAUCUGCCCAAUUAUUCGCGAAACUCUUUCGUCUUUUAAACAGUCAGUGUGCAAGCAGUCCAUAAAUGUUGAUGAGAUUUAAAGUAUUUCGCGAUAUAAUAUCGAGGUAAUUAUCGAAUAUAUAAUUACUUAUUAAGGAUUAUAAAAAGGUACAAAGUAUUGAACCGUGAAAGAAAGUGCAAGAAGAGAAGUGGUAUCUGUAAAAAAAUAAAAAGGAUUGAUGCAGUAUUCUAAAAUUAUAAAAUCAUGUUUUUGUGCUCAACAACCGAAAAAUAUUACUGCAUAAAUUAAUUGUCAGGUUAUUCGAUUUAUUAAAAUUAUUGUUAUAUUAUUAAUUAUUUAAUAAUCGAGAAAUAAGUGCAUUGAAGAAAAAAGAUUACCAUGACAAAUAUAAUAGACAUUAAUAACGAAAGUAGACAAACGGAUUUUAAUGAUGCGAAUAGAAAAACAGACAUUAAUAACACUGAGUCAAUAAACGUUAAUGAUAUCGUAAAUAGACAAAUGAACGUUAACAAUAUAAAUGAACAUAUAUCGACAUGUAUCGACAAGAUUACACAUAAGAUGGAACCUAGCAUUAUUGAAGAGAAAAAAUGGGAACGAAAUGGAAUAAUUUAUCAAGUAUUAAUGUGCUUAUUUGCCAAUAUCGUUUCACUGGGUUCAGCGAUGAGUUUUGGUUACAGUGCCGUGGCAGAACCCGUGAUGACAGCUCCAAAAACCGAUGAUUUACAACUCGACGCUGUUCAGGCAAAUUGGAUGGCUACUGCAACUGCGUUGAGUGUACCCUUCGGUUGUUUAAUCUCGAGCUAUGUGAUGAGACGAGGAAGAAAAAUCAGCAUGUUCGUGACGUCAUUAAUUUCACUGGCGGGUUGGGUGACCAUUUACAUGUCGAACAGCUACGAGCAGAUUCUUGUGGGGAGAACGAUUUCCGGUGUAUCUACGGGCAUGGCAGCUGUUCCGACGACGGUAUACGUAGCGGAAAUAGCGGAAACCAAGUGGCGAGGUAGGAUGGUCACAUGGACCAGCAGCUUUUUCGCUCUCGGUAUUCUCGUCGUAUAUGUCAUUGGAUACAUUUUCAAGGACAACUGGCGCUUAAUGGCCUUGAUGUGCGCUUUAUUCCCAGUAGUGGCGAUUGCUGUGACUUUACUAGUGAUACCUGAGACACCGAUAUGGCUGCGGGAUCAAAAUCGACACGAGGAAGCGCUGGAGAUCAUGAAAAAGUUCCGCGGCAUACCAAAGGACCAACCGGCUCCGGCGGAACUUUUGCUCGAAUUGAAGCCGCGGCAACAGAAGAAGAAUCAGAAUCUGCUAAAACACCUGAUGAAGAGGAGUUCUCUGGUGCCAUUUGUCAUAAUGCUUAGCUACUUCUUCUUUCAGCAAUUCUCCGGUACCUUCGUUGUCAUCUACAAUGCUGUCGCGAUUAUGGAUAAAUCUGGAGUCCAGGUAGAUCCUUACAUCGGCGCUAUCCUAAUAGGUGUCGCGCGUUUCAUAGCCAGUCUUCUAACGGCCGAGAUGUCCCGAAAAUUUGGUCAACGAAUCUCGUCGGUAAUUUCCGGCAUCGGGAUGACGAUUUUCAUGGGCGGCUUAUCACUCUAUCUCUUUCUGGCAGAGAACGGAACUGUUAUAUCAGAUAAAGGGAUGAUCCCAGCAGCAUGUAUGAUGCUGUAUAUCUUCACGAGUACUUUGGGUUACAUGAUAAUUCCGUUUGCUAUGGUGGGCGAAAUAUUUCCGUCCAAAGUCAAGGACAUACUGUCCGGCCUAACAGUUGCUAUAGGUUACGUCUUUAGUGCAAUAACCAUUAAGAUAUAUCCAGAUAUGCUAAAAUUGAUGAACAUGCACGGCUUAUUUCUCUUCUUCGCGAUUAUCUCUUUCGUCGGCGUAAUAUUUAUCGUGUUAUUCUUACCCGAGACAAAAGGAAAGAGUCUGCGCGAAAUCGAGGAUAUGUUUUCCAAGAAGAAGGUCUUUGAAUUAUCGGCGGAAGAAGCAGACGAAGAAAGCACUUCAAACGCUAUCAGUCUAUUAAGAAAUUAAAAAAAAAUUGCUUAUAUAUGUUAAGAAAUAAAGCGUGAAUCGCAAUUAAUAAUAAAUAUUUGAAAGAAGAAGAGAUUAGAUCGCACAAUGUUGUGCGGAUGAAACAAACGUCAUUUUGUGAUGCUUCGAGGUGCAAUAAUUUUUAAAAGAUAUAAUUAAAGUAAUAAAAUAACUCAAUUUUUAAUUUAAAUACGAGAUGUCUUUUUAAUAUGUUAUAUAGUUGUAAAGACUUAAGGAAAUUAGAAAAUGCAGAGAUAUAUCAAUGUUUACAAAGAGAAAACUUAUUGCGAGAAAACUUAUUAUCUCGAUAAAGAUUUUCAGAAUGAUGACGUAAAUAGUGUUAUAUAUUAAAACUUAAUACUAAUGUGUUUGUAAUAUGUAAAAAUCCUCGCAUUAAUUGAAUAGAAAAUGGCUUUCCAUCGAAUUAUCUGAAUUUUCUAUGUUUUUGAUUAAAACAUUCUGAUCAAAAGUUUCAAUGGACACAACUUUUGAAAAUGUGCAAUUUCGGCGCUAUUGAUCUUAUAACGUUGCCUUUGUACGUAUGCGACUAAUGAUACAAGAGAGAUUUCCUUAUACUUACAAAAUAAAUUAAAUGUUUAUAUAUUUAAUAUAUGUAGAUUCUUAACAUACACACUCCCACAUGCAUAAAUAACACAUUUAUAUAGGAUGGGGUAAUAACUAUUACCACCUUAAAUAUCUCCGAAUCUAUAAGGUUUAGAGAAAAAUUUGCAACCAAAAUUGCACGGUACAAGGAGGAGCUAUGAUAGGCGAUAAUAAUUUUUAUCCAGGAGGAGACGUUUCGGAGAUUUUAAAGUUAUCUUCAUUUUUUUUAAUGGAAUCAUCCUAAUUUUUUUAUA